UCUAAUUUUUACAAGGUACUAAAGUGAAUGAUAAAGUCAGUAUAUACGUCGAUGUAAGCGGAAAAUGUAAAAGAGGGUUGAAUAAACUAUAUGAGUGUCCUAAAAAAAUAUUUAUCGGUAAUGGAAUUUGCAAAAUGUCGAGACAUCAACUUUUUGGCGCCAAUUUAAAUCCAACAGGGAUAGCUGUUGAAAUAACCGAUACAAUAUCUGGAUGUUUGCCGUUAAAUGAAUAUGAUGUAUUACCUGAAAAUUCGUUUUUAUUGCAAAAUAUUCCGUCAGUUAUUUGUGUUCGUACAUUAAAUCCUACUCAUGACGAUGUGAUUUUAGAUAUGUGUGCUUCCCCUGGCAAUAAAACUACCCAUAUUGCCAACUUAAUGAAAAAUAAGGCUACUUUAAUAGCAAUUGACAAAACUCCAUCGAAAAUAGAACGUCUUAGAACAAAUUGCAAUAAAUUUAAUACAAAUGUACACAUUUUUCAAGCAGAUUCAACAAAAAUCUUUGAUGGAACUUUGGAUGAAUCUAAAAGUGUUGUCAGUGGUCCCCCUUUUUGUGGGGAAUCGUUUGAUAAAAUACUUUUGGAUGCUCCUUGUAGUGCUCUAGGGAAAAGACCUCAAUUUCCAUGUAAAAUUAAUAAUAAUACACUCAAGUCUUUUGUACCACUACAAAGAAAAUUAUUUGAAGUGGCUGCAAAUUUAUUAAAACCAGGUGGCACUCUUGUGUAUAGCACUUGUACAAUAACCGUAGCCGAAAAUGAAGAAAUUGUUGCAUGGGCAUUAAAAAAAUUUUCUUCUUUAAAACUUGUAAAAGUCGAAAACUCCUUUGGCACUAGAGGAUUUUUCGUUAAUGGCUUAAAUGAUGAGCAACUUUCAUGUCUUCAAAGAUUUGAUUCCGACUGUGACAUUGAUUCGGUUGGUUUUUUCAUAGCAUGUUUUGUAAAACGGUAGUUAUCAAUAAAAAUGUCCCCAUUA
Messenger RNA from Agrilus planipennis (emerald ash borer), 968 nucleotides. RefSeq names its product putative methyltransferase NSUN6. The transcript has 4 exons. The record is from RefSeq and is a predicted model, not a curated record. Gene Ontology annotation, biological process: RNA methylation. The coding region runs from base 135 to 944 and encodes 269 amino acids. Gene Ontology annotation, molecular function: methyltransferase activity; RNA binding. NCBI's taxonomy places the organism in Eukaryota, Metazoa, Arthropoda, Insecta, Coleoptera, Buprestidae.